Molecule: messenger RNA, 606 nt
Organism: Acanthosepion pharaonis
Lineage: Eukaryota; Metazoa; Mollusca; Cephalopoda; Sepiida; Sepiidae
Source: the annotation of a GenBank genome assembly
AUGGUCAAUUUGAAGAUAGUGAAUCUAAAUGGCUUAUCAAUUCCUCAAGAUCCAACACAAGAUUUGAUACUUGAAAAGCUGAAACAAAAGAAAAAGAAUUUCGAGGCAAUUUUGGCCUCAAAAGACAACACACUUAAAGAACUUCAGGAGAAAAUUGGUAAACUUGAGGCAGAAUUGGAAAAGUCCAACAAUGUGAAUGAAGACUUACACCAGAGAGUAAAGCUACUUCAAAAAAGUUUUAACCCUGAUCAACCUUCCGCAAAGCCCAGAGAAAUUAGCAGGUCAGGCUCUAUGAACAAGAAGCAUAUGAAAAAAAUUUGGGAAAAGAAAAUCGCAAUUUUACAAGAAAGUCUGCACACCCUCAGAAAUGAGAUGUAUCUUCGUCAGACCCUUGAGAAACAGGCUACAAUGCUUCACAGGGCAAACAUCAAUUAUACAGGAAGGCCUGAAAUACCUGAAGAGCCACUCGAAGCCAAAUUAAUUCCUUCUAACCAAAAUCCAGAUAAUCGGCUUCCUGCCAAGACCAACACCAUGUUGCCAGUCAUACAAGAUAUUAACCAGGAGUUAUCUGCGCUUUUAGAAGCACAUGGUUGGUGGAAAAAAUAG